GAACUAAUACCUAAUUGCGACGGUCACGGAGGAAGAGGAAGAAGGAGAAGGAGAAGGAAGAAGAAGAGAAAAGUGCAGCGAUGUUUAGGAACCAGUACGACACUGAUGUCACUACCUGGAGCCCGGCGGGGAGGCUGUUCCAGGUUGAGUACGCCAUGGAGGCUGUCAAGCAGGGCGCAGCAGCGGUCGGCCUCCGCUCCGCCUCGCACGUCGUCCUCGCCACCGUCAACAAGGCCGCCUCCGAUCUCUCCUCCUACCAGAAAAAGGUAUUCAAGAUCGACGAUCACAUCGGUGUUGCCAUAGCCGGUCUCACUGCCGACGGCCGCGUUCUCUCUCGCUACCUCCGCAACGAAUGCAUCAACCACGCCUUUGUCUACGAGUCUCCUCUACCUGUCUCCCGCCUCGUCGUACGACUCGCCGAUAAGGCCCAGGUGUGCACGCAGCGAUCAUGGAAAAGACCAUACGGAGUUGGCCUGCUUGUUGCUGGAUUAGAUGAAACUGGAGCUCACCUCUACUACAACUGCCCCAGUGGAAACUACUUUGAGUACCAGGCAUUCGCAAUUGGAUCCCGCUCACAAGCUGCAAAAACUUUCUUGGAACGCAGAUUCGAGUCUUUCAACAACUAUUCUCGUGAUGAACUUAUCAAAGAUGCAAUUUUUGCCAUCAAGGAGACUUUACAAGGAGAGAAGCUGACUAGUGCCAUCUGCACGUUAGCUGUUGUUGGAAAAGACGAGGCCUUUCAUUUGAUUGACCAGAAGAUAAUUGAGGAACUGAUUGAUUCAAUGGAGAUCAAAGAAGAUGCUCCUGCUGACCAGGCUCCUGUAACAGAUGAGGACGGAAGCACUGGAGCUGCUCCGAUGGAUAUCUGAUGAGAGAGAGACUUAAAUUCAAAAUUCAAUGACAUGCCUGCAGUUAGUUGAUAGUCAUGCUUGCACCAACUCUCUAGUGAAAUGUUAUUCCUAAUUUUAAACACAUCUGCACCUCGAGAAUUUGUUGUGGGUUAUAUUAAAACUGGUUUGUUUCCCAGCGAUGCUCUGGACGAUGUUAUGCAUUAGCCGUAAAAUGUCAUGUCAGUCGUGUUGAUGACUUGAUGCUGCAUUA
This is a messenger RNA of Zingiber officinale, 1101 nucleotides long. RefSeq names its product proteasome subunit alpha type-1-like. The transcript is spliced from 2 exons. Gene Ontology annotation, biological process: ubiquitin-dependent protein catabolic process. Bases 81 to 869 code for a protein of 262 amino acids. Lineage: Eukaryota; Viridiplantae; Streptophyta; Magnoliopsida; Zingiberales; Zingiberaceae. Gene Ontology annotation, cellular component: proteasome core complex, alpha-subunit complex; proteasome core complex. The record is from RefSeq and is a predicted model, not a curated record.